Molecule: messenger RNA, 996 nt
Organism: Ipomoea triloba (trilobed morning glory)
Lineage: Eukaryota; Viridiplantae; Streptophyta; Magnoliopsida; Solanales; Convolvulaceae
Exons: 4
Coding region: 1-996 (331 amino acids)
Source: RefSeq, a predicted model, not a curated record
AUGGAGAACUCUACACUUCCAGUUUAUGGUGACGAGAAUGUUAUUGAGAACAACAGUGGUGGGAACGGCAACAACGUUGCACAUUCUCAGGCACCAGUGAACGUUGGUUCACAAGAUGGUGUGGCCAUUGAGUGGUAUAUCUCUACGAUGUUCUUGACAGAGAGGGUUCCUGAGUUGAAGGAACAAGAUCCAGAGUUUGUGAUGGCAGUUGGGUUUUGGAAGGAUUCAGACUUCAUUUGCCACAACUAUAUCCUGAACGGAUUGUGUGAUGCUCUUUACGAUGUAUAUCGUAAGAUUGGCGCAACGAGAUCGUUGUGGGAAGCCUUGGAUCAUAAGUAUAAAAGUGAGGAUGCCGGCGCAAAGAAAUUUGUUGUUAGUCGAUUCCUCGACAUUAAAAUGGUUGAUUCCAAUACCAUGCUAAGGUGGAAUGACUUCAAAAACUACCUUAAGCACAAGCGAAAGGAGAUGAACCUGGAAGACCUGAUCCAACGACUCAGAAUUGAGGAGAGGAACAUGAAAACUGACGAGAAGGGUCCUGUCUUUGGUGGCGCUAAGGCCAACGUGCUGGAGCACGGUCAAAACUCCAAGACGGCUAAGAAGCAUAAGCAGAAGCUAGGUCCAAAAGGUGGUAUUACCAAGGCUAUAGUCACGGAGGUGAACUUCGUGGGCUCUAACUCACCUGAGUGGUUCACCGACACCUGUGCAACAAGGCAUUUGUGUUGCAACCGGGAGAUGUUCAGCACUUUUGAGACCGUUGAGGGCGAGAAGGUGUGGAUAGGAAACUUUGCUCAGUCCGAUGUGGAGGGCUUAGGCAAGGUGGUUCUGAAGAUGACUUUCGGGAAGGAACUGACGUUGAAGAACGUGCUAUAUGUUCCGGAGCUGAGGAAGAAUCUGGUCUCUGGCUCGUUGUUGAAUAAGCAUGGCUUCAAGAUGGUCUUCGAGUCAAACAAAGUUGUUUUGUCUAAGUUAGGAAUGUUUGUAGGCAAAGGUAUGUAA